AUGGGAAAAAAGGGCGCAAAGAAACAAGAAACAAUUGGGGUGACGAUGAAACCAGAAGAAUUGUAUGACGAGCUCGAAAAUGGAGUAAAGAGCAUUGAACAGGAGCUAGAGAUACGAACUCGCGCUGCUGAGGAUCAUACCAGAAUAUUUCAAGAAUACAAACGAGAGGUUGAUAACGUAGAUGAAACAGGAAGGCUGAAUAGAAUGAUCACUACAAGCGUAGUAGGAGACCACGCACGGAGAUACAAGGCAACGCAAGACGUCCUCAUCCAAGAAAUCAAUUCUUUGGAAACAAAUUUGGCGGAACUCCGCGAGGAUCGAGAGAUUUGCGUCAACGAGAUGGAGGAAAUGAUCCGGGAUAAAGCGAAGGAGUACGAACUGAAGGAAAUCAAGGAACAAGAAGCCCGGGAUAAAGUGGAGCAAACGGCUGCUGAGUUCAUCUCAAUGAUGGAGGAACUCAUCACGAAGCUCCAGAACGCCAUCAAAGCAACAUUGCCUGAGGGCGAAGGUUACUCUUCAGCCAUUCAACUCGCAACUUCGGACCUCAGCAACCUCGAUGAAUCAGAUCGUCGGAGACUCGAAAGGAAGGCCAGGGAUUUCUCCAAAGAGAUGCAGAAAGAAGUGUUAGAGAAGAUACGCGAACUCGAGACCCCAGCCGUAUCGGACUUACUAAGUGAAGAUGAGAGUCUUGCUGUUCCCCAAUCGGCCUGA
Molecule: messenger RNA, 711 nt
Organism: Perkinsus marinus ATCC 50983
Lineage: Eukaryota; Perkinsozoa; Perkinsida; Perkinsidae
Product: tropomyosin beta chain, putative
Exons: 7
Coding region: 1-711 (236 amino acids)
Source: RefSeq, a predicted model, not a curated record